Anguilla rostrata (American eel) is the source of this 2512-nucleotide messenger RNA. RefSeq lists its product as uncharacterized. The transcript is spliced from 4 exons. The coding region runs from base 701 to 2512 and encodes 603 amino acids. The record is from RefSeq and is a predicted model, not a curated record. NCBI's taxonomy places the organism in Eukaryota, Metazoa, Chordata, Actinopteri, Anguilliformes, Anguillidae.
UACAGUAAUGCUGAGUGUGUGGGAUGAAAGUCAAAUAGGCAGCCUGUAUCCCGGCUGUUGAACGCACGCACGCUAUUGCAGCAGUUAUGCGUCUGCUCACGGCUUUGGAGGUCUUUCCAAGCGCGCCGCCCAAGGCUGAGAGAACGGGGGAAUAAGACAGUUCAAUGACAACGUCUAAAUAGCAUGCGACCAUUCAGCACCAUUCUCGACGAACAAAAAACAUUUAGGAUGUCGUCUAUGAGAAUCAGUCAUCGUGUUCAUCAGUGGUCAACAAAACGAGUCGAGCAUCAGUACAGGAAGGAAAGGGGAAUUUAAGCAAGGUUAAAGCAAAACGGUACAUACAAAUUUAACAUAGUUAAAUAAAUUUCUGCUGGAGAAUUUGCUGAGUGGAAAUACAAAAGAAAAUUGGGCAAAAAUCUGGGCCUGAACCUUCAAAAAGUGAGCAACCGAGGUGAAUGGCUGUGGCAUAAUCCUUAAUGUGCAGCAGUGAUGACCCAUGGCAUUGGACUAACGGGGUGGCAUUAUAGCUCACAGAAACCUCAUUUGCAAGGAGGAUGAGAUCAAAUCUACUGAGAAGCAUCACAGAAGAAACGGGGUGUGGUCGUUGAGGGAAAGUAGUAGUUCUGCUUGUAUUAUCUCUCUUUUCUCUGUUUUGGACCACGGAGAGCAUGGGCUGCACUUUGGGCCGGACGCGGGACUGAUGUCGUCUCUUCGCUGUGCUGAGCCCAUAGAGGCAACAGCAAUGCUCCAGGAAAACAACAACAACAACUACUCGUGCCUGGAGAGGGCGAUCCAGAGCAGGGAGGCCCUUCAGGAGCAGGAAAGGGGCGUUCUGCCCUUCGCCAGGCUCCUGGAGAUGGGCUCGUUCCCUGAGCUGGGGGACGUCAGCCGCCGGGCCCCCGUCAGAGGCUUCAGGGCCUGGGCGAUGAGCGGCGUGUGCGCCAGGAGCCGGAGGUGGGCUGCUCUGCCCCCCGCCAACCCAGCGCCUUUCUUUAAGAGGCCCGACGCCACAGCGGCCCCCGUGGCCGGAGUCCUGCCCCCGCAGACGGGCCGGCCGGCCCACGGGCGGCCCGCCAUCGGCCUGGGGCUCCAGCUUGACGCCAGGUCCUGGAACAGACGCUGCGGGAGCAGGCAAGGCACCCUGGGCGCCCUGGUCACCGUGGCAACGCUGAAGGCCUCGGAGAGGGGCGGGCAGACGCAGACGCAGUGCCUCCUCCUGCAGGCGAAGGGGCAGAGCUACCUCUGCGCGGCCAGGGGGCGCAGGGCCGCUGUCCCGGGACCCUUCACCGAGGCGGCCCCCGCUCCAGCGGUACACGGGCCAGGGGGUGCCGCUUCCUCUGAGAAGCGUCCCGAAAGCGGAAAGAGUAGCAAACAAAGGGAGGGGAAGGACAAGCCAAAGCCUGUCCGAAAAUGGCGGACAUCCUGCGAGGUGGCUCUCUCCGUCAAGGAGGGAGUCCCCUGGGACUGCGAGGACCGGGAGUUCCCAGUGCCGGGGCCAAGCCAGGAAAACGGAUCCCAGCUCGCUUCCCAGACCCCAGCACAGGAUGCCCAGACAAGCAGACAGCAGAGCCCAGCUGCAGAGACGGAUGGGACCGCCCAGGUCUGCACACAAUGCAGAGGGGAGAGGGACAGACCAGCGAUUGGCCUCAGGGGGAUGCUGGGAGAUAGCGGCCGGUCGAGCGGCGGGGUGGAAGAGCAGGAGACGACCUCGCCCGUAUCAGGCUCCUUUGUCUGCCGCCUGGAUCCAGAUCCCAACGACCCAGAAACAGGCUGCGGCCCAGCGAGCCAGGAGGGGCCCAUCAGUGCAGAAAUGCAGGAUGGUCUGCGGCCCAAAUCGUCCCCGCAGAAGAUCGGCCGCUUUCAGGACCUGCUGGGGGACAAAAGCCCCCGUCUGGGUGCCGGCAGUAAAAGCGAGGUCAUCGGAGCCGUGAGGAACGUCGGAAACUCAGAGGCAGACCUCACAGUGGGUGCCAAAGCACUGAAGGAGGCAGGAAGUCCUCCUGAUAAGGACCCCGGAGGGGACAGUGUGUGGUGCGUGGGGGGGGUGAGGGGAGUGAGAGGUGGGGUGCCACGUGCACACAUAGCUACCGAGGGUCCACAGAGUCUCAAUUAUGAAGAGGAUGGACUGGCCAGUUCCACGGUCCCAUGUACACACCUUUCUGCUGGCUCCAAGGGGAACCCUGGUUCCCUUGCCGAGGUUGAGGACAUCCCAGAGCAGAUGAGGCAGUCUGUGCUGUCUGAUGCUGGUCCUGGUGAGGUGGGGGGUCAGAAAGACAGGCCCCUGGAUGGCACAGGGAUUGGGGAGGGGGUGCGGAUCACCAGGGCAUCGGUGGAGUCACCUGACAGAGCAGGCGCCCAAACUGUUGCCAGCGUUCACCCUCCCGAGUAUGUGGAGCACUCCUGUGAAAGCUGGCCUGGGGCGAGCUUAAUGGAGGAGUCCGGGCUCUCAGAUGUCUGGGGUGGGGGGCAUCACGGGGGUCGGGACGGGCCUGGACACUCACGCGCCGCCUAA